Molecule: messenger RNA, 705 nt
Organism: Cantharellus anzutake
Lineage: Eukaryota; Fungi; Basidiomycota; Agaricomycetes; Cantharellales; Hydnaceae
Exons: 5
Coding region: 103-534 (143 amino acids)
Source: RefSeq, a predicted model, not a curated record
UGAUUGUUAAGGGAUGGUUAUCAACCAGUGCUACAACUUUGGGACCCGAGCGUCACAGCCAUAUGUUAAAAGCGUGGUCGGCCUCGUAGCACCGAUGGCUGCAUGUUCUGUCGUCUCAGGAGAAAGAAGUGCAAAUCUGGUUCGAGACAUGGGAUCUGUCAUGACUGUUCAAGAUUCCAUCUGAAAUGUGACAGCCGUGGACUGGAGAGGCCAUCGUGGCUAAAGGCACCGGGUACCCUUGAUUAUGUCCUUGCUUGCGUGCGCGCCAGAACCAGUCAACCUGAAGUCUACAGAAAUUCACCGUUGCUGAGCUUGGAAUGUCUGGAAAAGCGGGCUGCAAGGGUGUUACAUGGCACCCCUUCCUCCCCGGAAAUUGAACCAGAGGGUUCCCCAUCUGACACAGAAUCCUCCUCAGCCUAUGCAGACGGGCCCGACUGCACGGGCACAUUACUCACCCCAGAAUCGAACGAUUUCCCCCUUUUAAUCUCAGUGGAUUCCAACUGCCCAUUCACUUACCUGAUUUACUCGAUCUGAAACGCCCAACUGAAGGAGCAGAAUUCCCUCCCCACUAUAUACAAUUCUCCUUUGAAAAAAUAUUUCCGGCAGAAUUUGCGGAUUCGGACCUGCAUUAUGAAAUGCCAUACAAGCUUCCUGACUUAACACCCGACGACUCGAGCACCGGAAGCUAUGGGCUUAAGAGCCAAG